Chrysochloris asiatica (Cape golden mole) is the source of this 3021-nucleotide messenger RNA. It is a transcript of the gene POP1, whose product is annotated as processing of precursor 1, ribonuclease P/MRP subunit (S. cerevisiae). The transcript has 15 exons. NCBI's taxonomy places the organism in Eukaryota, Metazoa, Chordata, Mammalia, Afrosoricida, Chrysochloridae. The coding region runs from base 1 to 3021 and encodes 1006 amino acids. Gene Ontology annotation, biological process: tRNA 5'-leader removal. Gene Ontology annotation, cellular component: ribonuclease MRP complex; nucleolar ribonuclease P complex. The record is from RefSeq and is a predicted model, not a curated record.
AUGUCGAAUGCAAAGGAGAGAAAACAUGCGAAGAAAAUGAGAAACCAACCCACCAAUGUGACUUUGUUCUCUGGCUUUGCAGCUAAUCGAAGUGUAAAGCAUUAUGGUGGAGGUGGGAAACCUGCCCAGACUCAAAAGCCAGAAUCUCGUUCUGGAAGUGCACAGCAGCAAGAAAGCAAAGUGACCCACCAUUCCCUGCGUGACCCGGAUGUGAAUGAGCAGUCUUCCUCCAAAGUAACAUUCAGAAAGAAGGGAGGCUGGAAAGCAGGCCCCGAGGGCACAUCUCAGGAGAUGCCCAAGUAUAUCACUGCUUCUACAUUUGCUCAGGCACGAGCUGCUGAGAUCAGUGCGAUGUUAAGAGCGGUGACCCAGAAGUCUUCCAAUUCCAUGGUUUUCCAGACUCUGCCACGGCACAUGAGGCGAAGAGCCAUGAGCCACAACGUCAAACGCCUUCCUCAGCGCUUACGGGAGAUAGCUCAGAAAGAGGCAGAGAAAACAGUGCAUCAGAAAAAAGAACAUUCAAAAAAUAAAUGCCAUAAAGCUCGACGAUGUCACAAAAACCAGAUGCUGGAAUUUAACCGUAGACAAAAGAAGAACAUGUGGUUAGAAACUCACAUCUGGCAUGCCAAACGGUUUCACAUGGUCAAGAAGUGGGGCUACUGCCUCGGGGAGAGACCAACAGUCAAAAGCCACCGGGCCUGCUAUCGAGCCAUGACGAACCAUUGUCUCCUUCAGGAUAUAUCUUACUACUGUUGUUUGGAGUUGAAAGGCAAAGAGGAAGAGAUCCUGAAGGCACUUUCUCGAAUGUGUAGCAUAGAAACAGGAUUGACUUUUGCAGCAGUUCACUGUUUAUCUGGAAAGCGCCAAGGUAGUUUGAUGCUUUACCGGGCAAAUCAAUACCCCAGGGAAAUGCUUGGGCCGGUCACCUUCAUCUGGAAGUCUGAGAGGAGCGCUGGAGGCCCCGCUGGGAGCCGGCAGUUGUGGAUCUGGCUCCAUCCUACUCUUAGAGAGGAGAUCUUAGAGGAAAUAAAGGCAGCGUGCCAGUGUAUAGAGCCUAUCCAAUCAACCAUCUGUACCCCGAACUCCCUUCUGACACCUCUCCAAGAAAAAAGCCAAACUGGACUACCUGAUGAGAAAAUUGUCACGAAAAGAAAACGGAAAGACGAUGGAGAAAAUGCUAAACCAGUAAAAAAAGUUUUUGGGAACAGAACUCGAGAUGCACACCAACCCUGUUCUUGGUCAUCACCGGCCACUGGCAUUGUCGUCAGUGAUUUGACGAUGGAGAUGAACAGAUACCGGUUGAUUGGUCCACUCUCCCACUCUGUCCUAACUGAGGCGCUAAAAGCUGCUGCUGUCCACACUGGGGAAGAGGAUACAGAAAAGACACCUCACUCUUGGUGGAUUGAAACCUGUAGGAAUCCUGAUGAUGUGUCCCUUCAUCAUAGACAAGAAGCCAUUUUUGAAAUGUUGGGAGGAAUAACAUCACCAGCAGAAAUUCCAGCAGGUACUAUCCUGGGACUCACAGUUGGAGAUCCUCGAAUAAAUUUGCCUCAAAAGAGGUUUAAAGCUCUGCCUGAUCCCGAAAAAUGCCAAGAUAAUGAGAGAGUUAGACAGCUGCUGAUGGAGGGUGUGCCUGUGGAGUGUACCCAUAGCUUUAUCUGGAACCAAGCUAUCUGUCAGAGUGUCACAGAGAAUAAAAUCUCGGAUCAGGAUUUAAACCGGAUGAGAAGUGAAUUGCUGGUGCCUGGGUCUCAGCUUGUUUUAGGUCCCCAGGAAUCCAAGAUACCUAUACUUUUGAUUCACCAGCCAGGGAGAGUAACUGGUGAAGACCGACGGGGAUGGGGAAGUGGCUGGGAUGUCCUUCUGCCAAAGGGCUGGGGCAUGGCUUUCUGGAUUCCAUUUAUCUAUCGAGGUGCCAGAGUUGGAGGAUUAAAAGAGGGUUUAGUACAUUCUCAGUAUAAAAGGUCACCUAACAUCCCGGGUGACUUCCCAGACUGUCCUGCUGGGGUUCUCUUUGCUGAAGAGCAAGCUAAGAAUCUUCUUGAAAAGUACAAAAGGCGUCCUCCUGCGAAACGGCCCAACUACGUUAAGCUUGGCACUCUCGCCCCUUUCUGCUGUCCCUGGGGGCAGUUGACUCGAGAUUGGGAAUCAAGAGAGCAGACUCAAGGAGAAUCUUGUGUAGCUUCAUCUCCAAACAGUGAGGUGGGCGACUCAGGGAAUGGUGAGGGGCCUCGUGCUGCUGCACCUGACAAGACUCUGCAGUUCUCUGCAGAGGAACCCAGAGAGCCAGAAGACAUGGACACAGAAUGUCAAGGCCAGGCAGGGACUCAGCCAGUCAGAGACCAGGAUGCUGCCCUUGGUGGUCUCUGUGUUGUCAGGGAAAGAAAAUUACUGAAGCAGCUGUCAUCCUGGUGUGGGCCCAGUUCUGGGGGCAGCUGGGUACCCCGGCGAGCUCCUGGCAGGGGCCAGCAAGACCUGACCCGAGAAACCUGUCUGUCCAUCUUGAGCCGCUUCCCCAGGGCCCUGGUGUGGGUCAGCCUGUCCCUGCUCCACAAGGGCAGCCCAGAGCCGUACACCAUGAUCUGUGUCCCGACCAAGGAAGACCUCCUUCAUCUCAGUCAGGAUCGCUUCUACUGUGGGCCUCAGGAAUCCAAACACAGCGACCCGUUCAAGAGCAAGCUCCUGAAACAGAAGAAGGAGAAGAGGCGGAGACGACAGACUGCUUCUCUCGAGGGCCAAGCAGGAGAAGAGCCUGCUGCUGGGCACGAAGCUCUAACACAGGGCCUAUGGUCGGGUCCCCUCCCUACUGUGACUUCACACUGUUCCAGGCUCCUCCUGGGAUUUGUCACUCAGGGGGACUUUUCCAUGGCGCUUGGCUGUGGAGAAGCCCUGGGAUUUGUUAGUUUGACAGGCUUGCUGGAUAUACUGUCAAGGCAGCCGGCAAGGGAGAGGGGCUUGGUGUUACUGAGGCCUCCCGCCUCUCUGCAGUAUCGAUUUGCGAGAAUUGCUGUGGAGGUAUGA